Molecule: messenger RNA, 1492 nt
Organism: Nelumbo nucifera (sacred lotus)
Lineage: Eukaryota; Viridiplantae; Streptophyta; Magnoliopsida; Proteales; Nelumbonaceae
Product: hypersensitive-induced reaction 1 protein
Source: RefSeq, a predicted model, not a curated record
CUAUACGGAAAAUUAAAACAGGGAGUAAUAAAAGGAGGAGAGCAAUAAGAGUGAAAGGAAAAGACGAAGAAACUCGAUUUUUUGCUUUCGACCACCAGGAGGAGCAGGUAUGAUUUCUGGUGGGGAUUUUACAGUUAAACUUCCUUAGCCUCUCCGCUAAGAACACAAGAUCAAGGGGUCGUGAGAACAGCUCAAAUAGCUCAGACUUAAUUUUGACACCCAUUCGUAGUUGUCCUUCCAGAGUACCUGGCUUUUAUUUCUUCUCUUGAUCCCUUGUUUUCGUUGGUUGAGCCUUGAGAUAGAUUGUGCUCAUACAGCAUGGGUAAUCUUUUUUGCUGUAUACAAGUUGACCAAUCAACAGUAGCUAUCAAGGAAAGAUUUGGAAAAUUUGAAGAAGUACUUGAGCCUGGAUGCCAUUGUUUGCCUUGGUUUCUUGGAAGUCAGCUAGCUGGACAUCUCUCUCUUCGGUUGCAGCAGUUGGAUGUGAAGUGUGAGACAAAGACAAAGGACAAUGUAUUUGUCAAUGUUGUGGCAUCUAUACAAUACCGUGCCCUGGCUAAUAAGGCAAAUGAUGCUUUCUACAAACUAAGCAAUACAAGAACCCAAAUUCAGGCCUAUGUUUUUGAUGUCAUCAGAGCAACUGUACCAAAGCUCAAUCUGGAUGAUGUUUUUGAGCAGAAGAAUGAAAUUGCAAAGGCUGUGGAAGAAGAACUUGAAAAGGCUAUGUCUGCUUAUGGGUAUCAGAUCGUACAAACAUUAAUUGUUGACAUAGAACCUGAUGAGCAUGUGAAGCGAGCAAUGAAUGAAAUAAACGCUGCUGCUAGGUUAAGGGUGGCAGCUAAUGAAAAGGCAGAGGCAGAGAAAAUUAUACAAAUCAAACGUGCUGAGGGCGAAGCCGAGUCCAAGUACCUAUCUGGAUUGGGUAUUGCUCGUCAACGUCAGGCAAUAGUGGAUGGUCUAAGAGACAGUGUGCUGGGAUUCUCAGUCAAUGUCCCAGGAACCACUGCAAAGGAUGUUAUGGAUAUGGUUCUUGUCACACAAUAUUUUGACACCAUGAAGGAGAUUGGUGCUGCCUCUAAAUCCUCUGCAGUUUUCAUCCCCCAUGGACCUGGGGCAGUUCGUGAUGUUGCCACCCAGAUCAGAGAUGGACUAUUGCAGGCGUCUUCCCACCAUCAAUGAGAUGGGCUUUUGUUUACGGAUUGUUUAUACUAGUUUGUCUUGAAGAAUUGUUCUUGGUCUUAUGGAGUCGUGCCCAUUGGUCUUCAAAUAUUUAGGUUGGUAUAUAUGUCUACUGUAACCAGGUUUUCAUAGAAUAUGUUUUUGUUUUCUUUUCAUGAUUGGUAUUGCUUUUGUUGUGAGAAACAUACUGUUUGCCGCGUUUCAGUCCUGAAUCUUCCGAUUCACCUUACCGGUCCGUUUACAAUAGUGUAUGUGUGAACUCAAACAAAUUUACACUUUUAGCGGUUUUAUCAGAUCGGACCAUCACGAUUCA